This is a messenger RNA of Canis lupus familiaris (dog), 2744 nucleotides long. It is a transcript of the gene ZNF582, whose product is annotated as zinc finger protein 582. The coding region runs from base 337 to 1944 and encodes 535 amino acids. Lineage: Eukaryota; Metazoa; Chordata; Mammalia; Carnivora; Canidae. Gene Ontology annotation, molecular function: DNA-binding transcription repressor activity, RNA polymerase II-specific; RNA polymerase II transcription regulatory region sequence-specific DNA binding. Gene Ontology annotation, biological process: negative regulation of transcription by RNA polymerase II. The transcript has 7 exons. The record is from RefSeq and is a predicted model, not a curated record. Gene Ontology annotation, cellular component: nucleus.
CUUCCGGCUCCAGGCGGCUGGUCCGCCGAUACCGAGGAAGAAGCGCACUCCGGGCUGCGGGAAACGCGGCCACGGUGGCGCUUGAACUCGAGGAGGCGGCAGUAAACUUUGUGUAUGCGGCUUUCCUCACUGUUAAAUCUGUCCAUGGGCAUAUUUAUGUGAUGAUAAUGGAGCCAACUAAUUUGCCCAUUGUAACCACAUCCCAUUUGUUGACUCAAAGCAGAGUCCACUCAAAGUGGUGUCCACCAGGCUUUAGCUUUGUCAUCUCAGGACUCGGCCCUCCCUCAAGAGAGGAACCAGGAAGAAGACCCAUCAGCCCAUGAAGUUCUAAAAGUCAUGUCCCUUGAGUCAGACUUGUUCAGGGAUGUGGCUGUAGUCUUCUCCCAAGAAGAAUGGGAACAGCUGGUACCCACUCAGAGGGAUUUGUACAGAGACGUGAUGUUGGAGACCUACAAUAACCUGGUCUCACUGGGUCUUGCCAUCUCCAAACCUGAUGUGAUCUCCUUCCUGGAGCAAGGCAAAGAGCCCUGGAUGGUAGAGAAAGCAGCUACAGGCGGCCUGUGCCCAGAUUCUUUCAGUUCUUUGGGAUAUAUACUCAGAAGUGGAGUUGCUGUAUCAUAUGUAUUGGAGUCCAGGCGUGAUACCAAAGUAUCAUCUCCAGAGCAGCACCUUUAUGAAAUACAAUCACCACAGUGGGAGAUAAUGGAAAGCCUUACAAAUUAUGGUCUUGAGUGCUCCAGGUUCCAAGAUGAUUGGGAAUGCAUAAGCCAGUUUGACAGACAACAGGGAAAAUCAGAUGGACAUUUGAGUCCAGUGAUGAUCAAUCCUGAAGAAAUGUCCACUUUCAACCAACAAGCAUCAUUUCCUUUUUACCAGAAAAUUCAUACUGGAGAAAAACUCUAUGGAUAUAAUGAAUAUAGAAAAGACUUCUGGCAGGAGGACUUCCUUAUUAGUCAUCAAGGAAUUCAUACUAAUGAGAAACCCUAUAAAUGUAAGGAAUGUGGUAAGGCCUUUAAAUAUGGCUCACGACUCAUUCAACAUGAGAAUAUUCAUUCUGGCAAGAAACCCUAUGAAUGUAAUGAAUGUGGAAAGGCCUUCAAUUCUGGUUCAAAUUUCAUACAACAUCAGAGAGUUCAUACCGGUGAAAAACCUUAUGAAUGUAAGGAUUGUGCAAAGGCUUUUAGUCGAAGCUCCCAGUUGAUUGAACAUCAACGAAUUCAUACUGGUGAGAAACCCUAUCAAUGUAAGGAAUGUGGCAAGGCCUUCAAUAGGAUCUCACAUCUUAAAGUACAUUAUAGAAUUCAUACUGGUGAAAAACCCUACGCAUGCAAGGAAUGUGGGAAGACCUUUGGUCAUCGGUCUCAGUUGAUUCAACAUCAGACUAUUCAUACAGGCAAGAAACUCUAUGAAUGUAAGGAAUGUGGGAAGGCCUUUAAUCAGGGCUCAACUCUCAUUAGACAUCAGAGAAUCCAUACUGGUGAGAAACCCUAUGAAUGUAAGGCAUGUGGGAAGGCCUUUAGGGUGAGCUCACAACUUAAGCAACAUCAGAGAAUUCAUACUGGAGAGAAACCCUACCAAUGUAGGGUAUGCAGUAGGGCUUUCAAACGGGUCUCACACCUUACUGUACAUUAUAGAAUUCAUACAGGUGAGAAACCAUAUGAAUGUAAGGAAUGUGGUAAGGCCUUUGGUCAUUGCUCACAGCUGAUUCAACAUCAGGUAGUUCAUACUGAGGAAAAGCCCUGUGGCUAUAAGGAACGUGGGAGGACUUUACAUCAUGAUUCAACUACUUUUCAGCAUCAGAGAAUGCAUAAUAGGGAAACACAAGUGAAUAUCAUAAAUGUAGAAAAGCCUUCCAUCAGCACUUAUCCUUUAUUAAUCAUUAGAGAAUUGAUGUUAGCAAGCAACCAUAUGAGUGGAAGUAAUGGGGAGAGCCCAUUAGCUUAGGCUAGUCACAACUUCUUAUGUUUUGGGGAAAGACUUGAAGAAUGUAAUGCAAAUGGAAAUGCCUUCAUUCAAGCUAUCCUUUAUCUUGAGUUCUAAGAUUCAUAAUGAAACAUUUUAUGAAUAUAAAUUGUUGAGACCAUGAUUAUGAAAGAAGCAAGGAAAAGUUGGAAAAAAAUUUGUCUCUAACACAAUAUGGGAUCACAUUUUCUAACCAUGCUGUAAUAAUUUUAGCAACAGCCAAAAGUUUUAAUUUUCUUAGCAAUUAAAAAGGGGAAAAAAAAAAACCCAGCCAAAUUACUCUGGGCUCAACUUCUUUUUUUCUUUUUUCUUUUUUCUUUUUUUUUUUUAAGUAGACACCAUGCCCAAUGUGGGCCUCAAACUCAUGACCCUGAGAUCAAGAGUCAAGUGCUCUACUGACUUAAGCCAGCCAGGCACUCCAUUACUCUUGGGCUAAUAAGGAAAUAAAUCAUGCACAUUUUCGUGCUUGAUUUAUGAAUGAAAUAAAAAUAACAAUCGAGAGAUUUACAUUCCAGGAGUUGUAGGAUGUGGGCUAAAGUUACUGAGAAGAAUUUUAGCUUUUAAAUGCAUGCAAAGCAUGAAAACCUGAAAGAUUAUUCUGGAGUAUAUUAAAUGUACUAUUCAAGAAGCCAGAAAAGACAAUACCAAACAUCAGGGUGAUGAAAGACAAAUUGGUACAAAAUAAAAAUAAAAAAUAAUGAAAUUAGAAAGUGGUUAUUCUUAUAAUCUCAGUUUUUAUUUCUUUCUGACCCCAAAAUAAAAUUUAAGAUAGUAUUACUCAA